AUGCCUGUCAAAUACAAGUAUCUCAUUUCAAAGAGAGGCGACGUUGUGUUUUCAAUAGCCUGCGGCAUUGGCGCAUACUUUCUGUACGAGCAUGAUCAUCCGCGAGAAUGGACUCUCAAGGAGCUGAUGCAGCGCAAGGCAGAGAGAGUCAGGACUGAGGGCUGGUUUCCAGAAUCAUCAAAAUGA
Gamsiella multidivaricata is the source of this 186-nucleotide messenger RNA. RefSeq lists its product as uncharacterized. The record is from RefSeq and is a predicted model, not a curated record. The coding region runs from base 1 to 186 and encodes 61 amino acids. The transcript is spliced from 2 exons. Lineage: Eukaryota; Fungi; Mortierellomycota; Mortierellomycetes; Mortierellales; Mortierellaceae. Gene Ontology annotation, biological process: protein secretion.